Molecule: messenger RNA, 982 nt
Organism: Owenia fusiformis
Lineage: Eukaryota; Metazoa; Annelida; Polychaeta; Sabellida; Oweniidae
Source: the annotation of a GenBank genome assembly
UUCGAGACACAAAAUUCCUAGCAACAAAAAAUAUUCGAGUGAUUUACACUUUUUCUGGCGUAAUAGGUGCUUACAGAGUGCAAUCUCCUGCCAGUGAAUGAUGGAUACCCGUUACCUUCAGCGUCACUUAGGUUCAUGCCUUGUAGAAUGUUUGGCUGAAGUAGCAGAAAAAAGACCCCUUGACCCAAUCGAAUACAUUUCAAAUUGGCUCUAUAAGUAUAUUGAGAAUGUGGAAUACAAAAAACAGAUGGCAGCAGAGAGUGUGAAACUCACUGAGGAACAGGAAGAAUAUGCUAAACAGGCUAAGAUUGAAGAGAUAAAGAAGGCAGAAGCUGAAACGAUCAGACUUGAAGAGGAAUCAAUGAAAGAGGCUGAAAUGGCCAAGCAGAAGAGGAGUGAGGACUUGGCCAACCUCCCUGGUGCCCCUCCUGCAAAUCUAACAACAGUCGAUGAGGAGGAAAACUAGCCAUGAUUACUCUAUUCAACUUUUAUCAAAAUGUUACAAUUAGAGGGUUUAUUUUUUGCUGCAGAUAACUUCAUGGUAUAUCAAAUACAAAACUAGAUAACUGUACCCUGAUUGGUACAAUGUUAUAUUCAGUCAUUUGUGAUUGAUUAGACUACAGGCAUCUAGGUAAAAAUCUUCCUAUUUUGCAAAGGCAUUUAUUAUGGUGUAAAGUUAGAUAUAAUUUAAAGGAAUGGGUUUUAUUUUAUUUAUUAAAGUUAAAAGUUAAUCUAGAAGGAAUAUGAAAUGAAUGAAUGCCUUUACACUGUAGUACUGGUAUAUGGAACACAUUCCUCAAACAACAAAACUGAGAUCUGCAAUAUUUACUUCGACAAUCUGCCUGCCAUAUAAUGCAAUACAAUACAAAAGGGUGGCUUAUAUAUAGGCCUGUUUUGUGGCCAAAUUUGCAAUCAUAUGGGUCAGGGGCAGACAAAUAAUCCUGUGUUUGAUAUUUUAUCUGUUCUAUGUAAUUGUUAAUGA